UCGAAAAUUCAUUUGAAUCGAGAAAACUCGAGACUGCUUCUCGAAAAAAAAAACUUUUCUUCUAUAAAUUCUGGUGAAAAAACAAAAAUAAUCUCAGUUCAAAUCCAAAAAUUGUGAGAAAACCUUAAACUCAAAAGUGGAAAAAAAUGCAACAUUUCACAGUGGAAAAAAAUUCCGAACUCGGUCGAUUUGCAAUUGCAUCGCGCGACCUCAAAGCAGGCGAGACAUUUCUCGAAGAAAUUCCUUUUGCCUUCGGUCCAAAACCGGAUUCGGCAAUUGUUUGUCUGGAAUGCAGCAUGCCAACUGACGAACGUUGCGCAAAAUGUGGAUGGCCGUUAUGCGAAUAUUGCUCGCCAAAUGAAAAAUUAGCUCAUACCGAGUUCGAGUGUGACCUAAUUGUGAAAAAUAAUGCAAAAUUCUUUGGCACAAUCGACCAACAUGGCGCUUGUUUGCAACUUGACUGCAUUUUGCCGUUGCGCGUUUUGAUGGCGAAAGACAGAGACGAGGCCCGAUGGAAGGCGGAAGUUGCUGAAAUGGAAGAUCAUGAAAAGGAGAGAAAAGCAAAGCCAACAUGGAAUGCAGAUUUACAGAAUAUCGUCAAGUACAUUCGUGGUCCGUUGAAAUGCGAGCAAUAUUCGGAAGAAUUGAUUCAAAAAGUUUUGGGAAUUUUGGAAGUGAAUGCAUUUGAAGCUGUGUCCUCAACUGGUUACGCCAUUAGAGUUUUGUAUCCAAAACUAGCGAUCUUAUCGCAUAAUUGUGUCCCGAAUACAACCCACACGAUCUUCAUGAAUGAAGGAUAUCGAAUGACGGCUCGUACAACUGUCGAUGUCGCAAAGGGCGAAGAACUCUUUUCGAAUUACACGUAUUUGAGUCAAUGCACGUUGGCGCGUCAAUAUCACUUGAGAGAGGGAAAAUUUUUCAUUUGUAAAUGCAAAAGAUGCUUGGAUCCGUCGGAACUUUGCACCCAUUUAUCGACGCUCAAGUGCACAAAAUGUCCGGAAGGGGGCGUUUUGCCCUCAGAUCCCAUCGAUGUCGAAGGCAAAUCCGAUUGGAAAUGCACUCAUUGCGAUUUUAAAGCUGCCGGAACCACAAUUCAACGUGCUCUGGCAACAAUUCAAGCAGAAAUUGAUCAAGUUCUUGCCAUGGAAUACACGGCGGAAAGAUUACAAGCUCUCGAAGCGAUCCUCAAGAAAUAUCGAGCGAUCUUACAUCCGCGUCACUACCAAAUGAUCAGUUUGAAACAAGCCCUGAUUGAGCUCUAUGGUCGCAUUCCGGGAUACACAAUGCCAGAAUUGCCCGACGUUUUGUUGGAACGAAAGCUGGAUCUUUGUCGGGAAGUUUUGAAAGUCUUGGAUAUCAUUGAGCCGGGAAAAACGAGAUCACGUGGCAUGAUUUUGUACGAAAUGCAUGCCGUGAUGGUGUUAUUGGCGCAAUCCGCGUUCCGACAAAAAGUCAUUUAUGGAUUGGUGCUGAAGAAACGACUGAAUGAGGCAGCAGAUGUCUUGGCAGAAGCUGUUGAUAUUUUGUCGUUGGAAGAUCCGGCAUCAACGGAAGGACAAAUCGCAUUGCAAGCAAAGGAGGGAUUGAAUCAGUUGAAACAAAGUAUUGCAGCAAUUGCUGAUGAAACAGAAAGUUAAAUAAAAAAAAAAUAUAAAAUAAA
Messenger RNA from Culicoides brevitarsis, 1660 nucleotides. Its product is annotated as SET domain-containing protein SmydA-8-like. The transcript has a single exon. The record is from RefSeq and is a predicted model, not a curated record. Bases 147 to 1637 code for a protein of 496 amino acids. Gene Ontology annotation, molecular function: protein binding. NCBI's taxonomy places the organism in Eukaryota, Metazoa, Arthropoda, Insecta, Diptera, Ceratopogonidae.